Paramecium octaurelia is the source of this 1092-nucleotide messenger RNA. Lineage: Eukaryota; Ciliophora; Oligohymenophorea; Peniculida; Parameciidae. The record is from the annotation of a GenBank genome assembly.
AUGAGAUAAUAAACUAGUUCUUUAAUUCAAUUACUUUGCAAGUGUCUCAAGUUUUAAAAAACUAAAUCUUAAAAUUAUGAAUAGAUUAAGAAUCCCAUUGAAAUCCCACAAUAAACUGAAAGAUCUAAAGUAAUGUUUUUAUUUGAUAAGGGGAGAAAAACUCUAGUAAUUGAUUUGGAUGAAACACUAGUUCACAGUUCUUUUGAGCCAAUGAAAAUUAAUGAUUUAAUUGUAGAAGUAAGUUUAAAACUAAUCAGGUUACUAUGAACGAUUAAAAAUAUAAAAUUUAUGUUAACAUCAGACCAGGUGCUCAUGAUUUUAUUGAAGAAGCCUCUAAAUAUUUUGAGCUAAUCGUUUUCACAGCUAGUAUUAGUGAAUAUGCAAAUUCUGUUAUUGAUUUUUUGGAUCCUCAUGGCUUAGUCGAUUUGAGAUUGUUUAGAGAAAAUUGCACAGUUUACAAAGACAUUCUUGUUAAGGAUCUUUCUUUGUUAAAAAGAAACCUAGAUUCAGUGAUUUUAAUAGAUGUAUCAUAAAUUUUAGAAAUUAGAACUCGGUUAACUCUUUUAUGUUUUAACCAAUGAAUGCUGUGCACAUUUUAAACUAUUUUGAAGAUAAAACAGAUUAGGAAUUAACGCUUUUGAUUCCUUUUUUAAAGCUUAUAUCACAAGUACCAAAUUAACUUAAUCCUAGUUUCAAGAUGUUAGGCCUGUACAUGAAUGGCUAUUUAAGUACGCUCACUUUGAUAAAUUUGAAUAUGUUGAUGUAAUGGGGAUAAAAUAGCUAUUCUACGAUUUUCCAACAAGUUCUGAUAGUUAAAGAGAUAAACUACUAAGUCCAGCUGAUACUCCGAAAUUGGAAGAACAUAAAAUACUAGUAAAAUAAGGCAUUAAGGCUAAAAUUGCAGAAAAAUAAAAAUCAGAAGAUAUCAACGAUGAAUUAAAUGACAAAUAAAAUGAGUCAAUGUCAGAGGAUAGAUGCACAGAGACACCUAAUAAAAUUGGGGGAAAUGAGGAUGAAAUAAUGAGAGAUAAUUUAAAUAUUAAUUCGCCCAACGCAGCUGGUAAAUAAAUAUUAUUUCCAUAACUUAAAUGA